Molecule: messenger RNA, 1700 nt
Organism: Rhododendron vialii
Lineage: Eukaryota; Viridiplantae; Streptophyta; Magnoliopsida; Ericales; Ericaceae
Product: formin-like protein 18
Exons: 5
Source: RefSeq, a predicted model, not a curated record
AUACGUUUGUCAUUUCACCUUUUUUGUAAAUGCAUAGUCUUCGAUUGCUGCUUUACCACCGAUGUUUUGGAAGAUGAUGAUUACAAAGCCUACAUGGGAAGGAUAGUGAAUAACCUUCGUGAAUACUCCCCUGACGCUUCAUUCAUGGUAUUUAACUUCCGAGAGGGAGAGCAUCAAAGCCAGAUUGAUAACAUAUUGUCUGGGUAUGAUAUGACUGUGAUGGACUAUCCUAGUCAAUAUGAAAGUUGCCCAUUACUCACCAUGGAGAUGAUCCACCACUUCCUAAGAUCAAGUGAGAGUUGGCUUUCACUUGGGCAGCGGAAUAUACUCUUAAUGCAUUGUGAGAGUGGUGGGUGGCCAGUUUUGGCUUUCAUGCUCGCCGCUCUCUUCAUUUAUAGGAAGCAAUACAUUGGGGAACAGAAAACUCUGGACAUGGUAUAUAAGCAAGCACCUCGUGAGCUUUUGCAGCUAAUGUCGCCACUGAAUCCAUUACCUUCACAACUGAGGUACCUACAGUAUGUCUCAAGAAGGAAUGUGGGCUCAGUGUGGCCCCCACUUGAUCGGGCGGUUACAUUGGACUGCAUCAUUCUCAGAUUCAUUCCCAACAUGGAUGGAGAGGGAGGUUGCCGUCCGAUAUUUAGGAUAUAUGGACAAGAUCCUUUCAUGGCUGCAGAUCGGACUCCCAAAGUGCUGUUCUCAACACCAAAGAGGGGCAAAACUGUUCGUCAUUACAAGCAGACAGCUUGUGAACUAGUUAAAAUUGACAUCCAUUGCCAUAUUCAUAGUGAUGUUGUGCUCGAGUGCAUUAGCUUGGAUAAUGAUUUGGAAAAUGAGGCAAUGGUUUUUCGUGUCAUGUUCAACACUGCCUUCAUUAGAUCAAACAUUUUGAUGCUUAACCGUGAUGAAAUCGAUAUUUUAUGGAAUGCCAAGGAUCAGUUUAUGAAGGAUUUUAGAAUAGAGGUACUCUUUUCAGAAAUGGAUGCUGCACCUUCAUGUACUACGAUUGACUUGCCUGGUACUGAAGAGAAAGGUCUUCCGAUUGAAGCAUUUGCUAAAGUUCAAGAGAUGUUCAGUAAUGUGGAUUGGCUAGAUCCAAAAUUAAGUAUGCUUGAGCAAAUCAAUAUCAUCCAAGAGAAAUUGGAGUCCGGUUCUCCCCAGAUUGCUAAAAAGAUCAGUUUGUUGCAAGAAUCAAGUCCUGAAGAAGUAACAGAGAGACAAAAAUCUGAUGGGCUCCAGAAAAUUAAUGUUCUUCUAGAAAUAUUGGAGUCUAGCCCUGCUGCUACGCCAAAAAAGAUCAAGAACUGGAUCCUGAAAGAGUUUUAAUGGAGCCAAAAUCGGAGGAAUUAGAAAACAACUUCAAAUGUUCACCAUCAAUGGAUAUGGGUAAGAACCUUAUGCCCUCUUUGGAGGCAUCUGAGAUGAUGAGCUCAGUGGUGAAUAAGAUUGAGUCCCAAGAACUGAAGAUUGCUCUUAAGCUCCCCACUCACUCUAAGAAGAUUGAGCCUCAAGAGCUGAAGAUUACUCUUCAGCGCCCCACUCACACUUAGAUCAUAUCCCAGAGAGUACGUCAAACUUCUCUAUCAGCUCCAGCUUCAUAUUGCAAUUCCUUGCAAGGUUCACCUGUGUUGAAUUCCAGAUACCACAGUGCACCCUCAGCUCUAGGCAUUACAGCUCUGUUGCAAGAUCACACAGAGUCUGAA